AUGCUCGUGCGCACAACGGCUGCAUUGGCCGCCGCCUUUGUCAUGUUUGCUGUCUACGGCGCCUCGGUCAUUGCCCUUGUCGCCGCUUUCGGCAGCGACCUCCUCGUGUUGCCGAACGCCGUCUCGGUAAGCGUGGUCGUCAUCGCCGUGAGCGUCUUCGGUCUCGGGCAUCUUGCGUGGACCCGCAGAGCACCUUCAUUGCCGCUUUGCCUCGUCCUCCUCGUGCUCGAGAUGGCUUGUUGCAGCGCGCUGCUGAUGGCCGCAGUGAACGGCGUCUCGAUGACCAUCAAGGCGACCGAGAAGGCGCCCACGCUCACGGCAUACCAGCAACAGAUCGAGGCGUUCGUCGCCUCGGUGCCGCAUCGGCCGAUCGAUUUCUACGCGACGGUUCUGCGCGCAGCAGGCGUGGUGUCCAGUCCCAUGCGAGCCCUGACAAGUGACGCGUACCCUCUCGAGGCCGCAAGAGCGUUUGCCGAGGCGUACUGUGUGAGCGACCGCACGUGCAGCGACGUGCCGCUCAUCGACACCCUACUCUUCUCCGAUGUGUGGCCAAAUGAAAACGUCAUGGCUGGGAUCACGCGUGCCCUCUCGAUGAACAUGACGGUGACGUCGACGACGACGCUCGAGCGCUUUUGCGCAGACGUGAAGCUACCGCCGAUAGUUCUUGAGACCGCUGCGAGGGACCACGUGACGUCUUUUAUCAGCGAUGUUUCGCAUCUCUGCGCUGGCUGCGCCGCCCUCACAAAGCUCUCAACCAGCCGAUUGUCGGCGUGGAUCGACGCGACGUGCCCGAGGACAGCGUCAUUUGGCGCCUUUUGCAUCGACUCUGCCGCCUGCAUGGCAGAUGGACAAACCACCGGCAGCGGCUGCGCGUCACUCGUCAAGUCCAAAUACUUGCACCCAGCGUACGACGCGUGCUUUGGUCGCACGCUCAUGUUGGCAGCGCGCACGUCUGACGCGACGAUCGUCAUUGGCUCGAUGGUCCUUUUGCUUCUCUCGCUGCUGCUCACGGCGCGGUUGUGGGUGUGCAUCGAGACGCACCGACGCACGUCCAUGGGCGAGACACGGUGCAGCGUCCAAUAUAGCUUAGACUACUAGUUACCGCGUACUAGUAUUCGAUAUAAAGACAAAGAGUACAACAUAAACGAG
Molecule: messenger RNA, 1149 nt
Organism: Saprolegnia diclina VS20
Lineage: Eukaryota; Oomycota; Saprolegniomycetes; Saprolegniales; Saprolegniaceae
Exons: 1
Coding region: 1-1098 (365 amino acids)
Source: RefSeq, a predicted model, not a curated record